AUGGAGAUGUAUCUGGCCGACGACUACCCAAGUUCAGAAACCCCAAAAACAGAGCUCAUCACCGAUCCACGAUUUUUACCUGACGAUGAGCGAACCUUUCCCGCAAUUUCAAUGGGAUCCGCCAUGUUGGGGAUAACGAUGGCCGGCUUUGUGUGCAUCAUUUUCUAUAUCUUCAUCAAAUUUGGUCAAGAGAAUCGAGCAGAGAAACGAUGGGGAUCGCCAAAAACCUCAAAGCCAAAGCCAUUCGUCGUCGAGGAAGUCCAAUCAGCGCCAGCGUCGAUUUGCAGUUUGAAACUGAUCGAUGAACAGCCAGAAGUCGUU
Molecule: messenger RNA, 321 nt
Organism: Mesorhabditis belari
Lineage: Eukaryota; Metazoa; Nematoda; Chromadorea; Rhabditida; Rhabditidae
Source: the annotation of a GenBank genome assembly